CUUGUUUUUCAGCGCACACUUGGUUGUAGCACCCACCUUCUUUGGAAGCUGAUGCAUUGUGUUCAUUAUCAGCCUUCCGGCAUUUCGGAGAAAACAAUGAAGUAAGGUCAACGUUCAAGCUGACUGGCCGUACAAAAGGAAGGAUAUUAUGGUCAUUUUAGGCACAUAAGAAACACAAAAGCAAAGAUCCCAAAAGAGGAGACUGGGAGUCUGGGAGAGCUUCUCAAUUCUGGGCAGCUACACUUUGCUCAGACGGUUCAGCGAAUUAGUAAUACGGGGCCAUGGAGAUCGAGAUGGAAUCCAUGGCGUCGUCGAUUGGAGUCUCAGUUCCAGUUCUUAGAUUCCUUCUGUGCUUUGCCGCCACCAUACCCGUGAGUUUUAUCUGGAGACUUGUCCCUGGAACCCUACUGAAGCAUAUCUAUUCCGCGGCAUCAGGAGCUCUAUUAUCUUACCUCUCGUUUGGGUUCUCAUCGAAUCUCCAUUUUUUGGUUCCGAUGCUGAUGGGGUACAUUUCGAUGCUUGUUUACCGCAGGAGAUGCGGGAUUAUCACGUUCUUCACCGGCUUCGGUUACCUCAUAGGCUGCCAUGUGUACUACAUGAGUGGGGAUGCAUGGAAGGAAGGAGGCAUUGAUGCUACUGGAGCCUUGAUGGUGCUCACGCUGAAAGUCAUUUCCUGUGCAAUUAAUUACAAUGAUGGACUAUUGAAAGAAGAGGGUUUGCGUGAGGCACAAAAGAAAAACAGAUUGCUACGCUUACCUUCUCUAAUAGAGUACUUUGGUUACUGCCUUUGCUGUGGGAGUCACUUUGCUGGACCAGUUUAUGAAAUGAAGGAUUAUCUUGAAUGGACAGAAAAUAAAGGGAUUUGGAGCCAAUCUGCAAAAGGACCUUCACCAUCCCCUUAUGGUGCAACAAUCAAAGCUCUACUUCAAGCUGCUAUAUGCAUGGCAUUGUAUCUAUAUCUAGUGCCGCAUUUUCCACUUUCCCGAUUUACUGAUCCCAUAUAUCAAGAAUGGGGAUUCUGGAAACGGUUGAGUUACCAGUAUAUGUGUGGGUUUACUGCACGUUGGAAGUAUUAUUUUAUCUGGUCAAUAUCAGAGGCUUCCAUAAUUAUAUCUGGUCUUGGAUUCAGUGGUUGGUCAGAUUCUUCUCCACCAAAGCCACGUUGGGACCGUGCAAAAAAUGUUGAUAUUAUUCGUGUUGAGUUGGCAAAAAGUGCUGUUCAGAUUCCACUUGUGUGGAACAUCCAAGUCAGUACUUGGUUACGUCAUUAUGUUUAUGAAAGACUCAUUCAGAAGGGAAAGAAACCUGGUUUCUUUCAAUUGUUGGCUACGCAGACCGUUAGUGCUGUUUGGCAUGGACUAUAUCCUGGAUACAUCAUAUUUUUUGUUCAAUCAGCAUUGAUGAUAGCAGGCUCACGAGUCAUAUACAGAUGGCAACAAGCUAUUCCCGAGAACAUGGGUCUCGUUGGGAAGAUCUUGGGAUUUAUGAACUUUGCUUAUACACUACUGGUUUUGAACUAUUCCUGCGUGGGUUUCAUGGUGUUGAGCAUGCACGAGACACUCGCUUCCUACGGGAGCGUUUACUAUGUUGGCACAAUUGUUCCCAUUGCGUUGAUACUCCUGGGUUACAUCUUCAAACCGAAGCCUGUCAGGUCUAAAGCUCGGAAAGAGCAAUGAGGUGGUGAACGCGUUUUGAUGCACUUCUCAACAGUUUGGAAGAAGUUAUAUAGAACCAUAGAUCCACCCCGUCUCUAGCCCAACAAUUGAACCCCCCUCCCCCCACCCAAAAAAAAGGCACCCAUUUUGAUGGUACUGUAACAUUUUUUUUCUUAAUUUAAGAAGUCAAGUCAACAUGCAAUAUCACUUCAAAAUUUUUAGUCAGGACUUCAAAUCUCUUCGGCUUUCGUUUCUGUGCAUGUUUUACUGUAAUCCAUGAUGAAUGAAACUGGUUGGUGAACAGGCGCUUUAGAUUGGCA
Nelumbo nucifera (sacred lotus) is the source of this 1975-nucleotide messenger RNA. RefSeq names its product lysophospholipid acyltransferase 1. Gene Ontology annotation, cellular component: membrane; endoplasmic reticulum. Gene Ontology annotation, molecular function: acyltransferase activity. Gene Ontology annotation, biological process: phospholipid biosynthetic process; lipid modification; triglyceride biosynthetic process. The record is from RefSeq and is a predicted model, not a curated record. Lineage: Eukaryota; Viridiplantae; Streptophyta; Magnoliopsida; Proteales; Nelumbonaceae.